CUGGCGGUCACAGUUGCGCCCUGGAUUGUAGCAGAGAGAGUUCAGCCCUCCUGCAGCCUGUUAGCCCACCACCAUGGAUGUCAAACUGCUGGCACUGAUGGCUCUGCUGGCCGUGGCCACACAUGUACCAACCUCCAACGCAAAGCCCAUCAGUCUGGUAGAGCGGUGCUGGUGUCGUUCCACCCUCAACACGGUUCCGCAGCGCUCCAUCAAAGAGCUCAAGUUCCUCCACACGCCCAACUGCCCCUUCCAAGUCAUUGCCAAGCUGAAGAACAACAGGGAAGUCUGCAUCAACCCGGAGACCAAGUGGCUGCAGCAGUACUUAAAGAACGCCAUUAACAAGGUGAAGAAAUCACGAAGACGCAAUAACAAGAAAAACUAAACACACAGGAAGACAAGUAUGUCGUCAGGCCUGGUGUCCCAGGGUCGAACCUGUAUACCUCCCUGUCACUGCUAUGGAUGUAUGUAAUCACGCUGUAUGUACCCGUCCACCUCUCUGGACUGCUUGCAGAACCAGCACUUCACCGCCAAACUGUGCCGUCCCCAGCACCACCACCACCGACCCCUCUGGACACCCACGCAGUCACCUCCAACUCUCCAUGGUAGCAGCAAGUGCAAUUAUACCUUGGGAUGACGGGACACAUUCUCACAUCAGAUAUAUAUGUGUGUGUGUGAGCACUGGGCACAAGAGCGAUUGUGUGUGUGUUUGAAUGUGCAACAUAUGAACUCUUUUGUGUGUCAUAUAUAGAAUUUUCUUACUUCACACAGCCAGAGAGGAACAAAAAGCUUUCUGUCCCAUGCAAGGCUUUGUGGGUAAUGCCACCUUCAUGUCACAUCAGAAAAAAUAUUUACAUCAGCCUCCCAGGAGGAAUAAUGAUUGGGAUUUUCUUGGCUGGUCAUGUCCUGUAUAUUAAAUUGUGCAGUUUUGCAAACUGAAGAAGUGUUUAAUUUAGAAACAUCAAAGGUCAAUACACCCAAUUCAGUUAUUUUCACAGUAAUAUCUCCACUUGUGCUGCGUUAACAUGGAGUCAGGGAGACGGUAGACGGCAUACCGCAUAUUAUUUUACAUUUUUUAAAUUAGGUGAGGCUGGCAGAGAAUACUGGCAAUGGACACAGUAGACAUAAUUUCUGUCCAAAGCUAAAAUAUUGUCUCUCUGACUCCAUGUGAAUGUAGCAUUAUGAGUUACAGAUUUAAAUGUAAAAGUUUUCUCUGAUAAGAAGUGAAAGUGGCAUUACUCUAUCACUGAGAGGACCUGGGGCAGUAACAGGGGCUGGCCAAUGGGGGUGAACCCCUCACAAGUAGUGACCAAUCAGGGCAGACGAUAUCAGAACAGAAUCUUGAGUCGUCUUCAAGAUUCGAGCUCCACCAACAGCAACAAAACGGAGGCUCACACACACUGCUAAGAAGCAAGCACUGAUGUUGUGGUGCUAUAUAUCCAGUUUAAGGGGUCAGAGCCAUUGACAUAAUUAUAUUCCACUGUUUAUGUUUAUGCAAGAUUUAAGAUGGGAUGUUGUGACCCCUGUGUGUUAUAUACAAACACUACUAUGUUUUUUUAACCAGUCACAAAAUAUUUAAAGCGCUGUUAUAAGAGUCUGAAGUGGAAAAUGAAAUGGAAAGCUGAUGUUAUGCCAAGGCCAUACUGUACUGAUAAAUACUAUAAGAAAUGAAACACUUAUCAAUGCAUCUUUUUUUAUGUUAUUGAACAUAUCAGUUAACUGAGACCAAACAUGCAACAUGAAGAAACCUGUGAAACCUCAGAAAGCACGACUUUAUAUUCCAUUUACUGUCAGAAAAAAGGAGAAGAUCAUCAUCAUUCUUUUUUUUUUUUUUUUUUUUUUACACCUCAUUAAGGGACUGUGGGUAAAUGUAUGUCAUGACAAGAGAACAAUUCAACUGCAGUAUUUUCAUACCAACACCUGUCCUUGGUAGGAAUGAAAAGCUAAUAAGUUGUCACAUUAAACAUCUGAGUGAGAAAUGGAACAUGGGGAAUAUUCACGGUGGCGAAAAGAAAGUUUUUGUUAAUCCGUUUUUUAUAUAUAUAUUUGAGCCACUUUAUUAUCAGAUGUGUCUUUUAAAUGUAAUUGUUUUAUUUUUAUAUUGUGUAUAAUCUUACUAAAUGCUUCUUUUCUAAUGCAAUGUACAGUAGGUGGUAGCUACUAAAUGAAGGCUAGUCCAUAAAAUGCAGGAAACAGUGUUACGCUUCAUUUUUAAGGUUUUAUGCAAUAUUUCACAUGUAUGUAAUGGUGUUACUACACAGUAUGCAAUGUUAAGGACUUUUUUAAAAAUAAUUUUUUACAGUGUAAAUAAAAAGAGUAGCAGCCCAACACUUCAAAUAUCUUCCUCCUGGUUUUAUGUUCUGUCCAUCCUGUUUCCAUAUCAACUGAUCCGAGAUGUAACAACAGUGAACUGAAUAAAAUCUGUGAGGUUCAGCACACAGUGAUUGAAAACAAAAGCCACUGUCAUUGUGUUACAUGAGUCAGGAAACUAUUCAGCCCACCAGUCGUCCCCACGAACACUUGAUUUGAUUUUUUAUAGUUUUACUGAGGUUGAUGGACGAUGUGUCAAUAGCCACGGAGCCAAAACAGAACAAAACCUUUGAGUCGAGAUCCAAGCGCCCAACAUGUGCUUUUAAUCUGGACACUCCCAGCACCCCACGGGCUUUCUUUUCACUUUCACUCAACUGUUGCAUAUUUUAUUUUUCCUCUCAAAUCGUAGUGGAGGUCAUGUUGGCUGUGGUCAAAUCCAUGGUCUUUGUUUUGCUUUACAUGGUCUGUUUGCUAAGUGCCUGAUCACAGGUGAUACUCAUAUCAAUUUGCAGCUAAUGGUGCAAUAAUCAUAUAAGUGUAAUUCAUUUCCCAUUAAUGUAAUAGAAGUUAAUGCACAUUCAUUUUAUAUUAUUAUACUCAUUUGUUUAAACACGUGGCUAAGUAAGAUAAAAAUGCUCCAGUUUCCACAUGCACUGAUAUGCAGUGAUAAAAGUCUGACUUUAUUCUUUGUGUAAAUUCAUCACAAAACCACCAGCCAUGCACAUUAGUUUAUUAACUAUAGAGUUACAUCCAGAAAAAAUGUGUAACUUUUUAAUAUAUAAUGUGAUAAUUAUCUCAAUAACAGGAAAAAUAUACUGCAUUACAUGUUGUAAAACGUAACUAACCACUCACUUUCAUUACUGAUUAUGUUCAUUUGUAGUAACAGGUCUUUAGUUUUAUUAAUCAGACAUUAACUCCUUUUAUGUUUAGUGCUGUGGCCCCUGCAGUGCUAGCGCCACUCUCACUGAACCGUCACUGCAGAGAAUAUUUCAUGUGAUUAAACUGUGUCAGACAAAUACAAAGUGUAGACUCCUUCAUCAUGGUGCAAACAGAGCUUUUACAGAAUGUUUCUGUGUUCAUUAUUGGGACCAAAUUCACAUUCAGGUUCACAUUUAUCGCCAUUCGUGUGUCGAUAAAGCCAUCAAAGUGGGUGCAUGUGUUUUCCUUUGGUCUCCAAGACAAUGUGAAAUCUUUCUUUUGAGGCAGCUUCUGACACAUAUCCUUCAUAUACGUGAGAUGUAUUAGAGUAUUAUUAUCUGUAUUGUCACUGUUUGUAAAGCAAGAGGCAGUAUUUUAGCUACGAUACUCAAGCCCUUUUUCAAUAAAGUCAUAUGAAAUUAAAUCAG
Epinephelus lanceolatus (giant grouper) is the source of this 3653-nucleotide messenger RNA. It is a transcript of the gene cxcl12b, whose product is annotated as chemokine (C-X-C motif) ligand 12b (stromal cell-derived factor 1). Gene Ontology annotation, cellular component: extracellular region. The record is from RefSeq and is a predicted model, not a curated record. Gene Ontology annotation, molecular function: chemokine activity. Lineage: Eukaryota; Metazoa; Chordata; Actinopteri; Perciformes; Serranidae. Gene Ontology annotation, biological process: chemotaxis; defense response; immune response.